UUCCUCCCUCUCCAUGUAAACGAGCAGCAUAAGCGGAGGCGUCAGAAUGCGGGCAGCCAGAGCUUGCACACCUCCGGGUUCAUACAACGAGACAAUUCGCUCUCACUCCACAUGAGCUCCCUCUCUUUAUAGAAAUAAGCUUUCGGACUACGGUCUAUAAUUUUAUAUUUGAACUUUAAAAACGGGUUUCCUGUGAGAGCAGUCUGUGCGAAAAAAGGUGAGCAAGAGAAAAGCGAAACGACGUAGACGAACUGUUUUUACGGGCGGGUGGAAAUACAGGCAUCCGGCCUCUGAGGAAGCGUCUGCCGAGGUCUGGAAGUCCAGUCGAAAUAACGUAGGCUUCAUCGUUUCUGGCUGCCCCAAGGAGUUUGAUGGAGAAGAUGAAGAGGCUAAAGCGGCGUCUGUCCCUGACACUGCGCUCCAGUCAUACCAUUGACGAGUCUCUGUCAGAACUGGCUGAACAGAUGACCAUUGAGGACGGCAGUAAUAAGGACAAUGAGCCGAUCGUACGUAACGGGCGCCCGCCCUCCUCCCACAGCAUGCACUCGUUCCUGCACCAGUACACGGGUUCCUUCAAGAAGCCUCCGCUACGCAGGCCACACAGCGUCAUUGGGGGCAGCUUGGGAUCUUUUAUGGCCUUCCCAAGCAACGGGAGCCGCCUUGACAUCGUCCAUGAGAACCUGAAGAUGGGUUCGGACGGGGAGAGUGACCAGGCGUCGGGGACGUCAUCCGACGAGGUGCAGUCCCCCACUGGAGUGUGCCUGAGGAACAGGGUGCAGCGACGCAUCUCUAUGGAGGACCUGAACAAACGUCUUUCCCUGCCUGCUGACAUCCGUAUUCCCGACGGCUACUUGGAGAAGCUGCAGCUCAGCAGCCCCACCUUUGACCAGCCCCUCAGCCGUCGCUCCCGUCGUGCCUCCCUGUCAGAGAUUGGUUUUGGGAAGCUGGAGACCUACAUCAAACUGGAUAAACUGGGAGAGGGGACCUACGCUACAGUGUUCAAGGGACGCAGUAAACUGACGGACAACCUGGUGGCACUGAAGGAGAUCAGGCUGGAGCACGAGGAGGGAGCGCCAUGCACCGCCAUCAGAGAAGUGUCGUUGUUGAAGGACCUGAAACACGCCAACAUCGUGACCUUGCAUGACAUCGUCCACACAGACAAGAGCCUCACGUUGGUCUUUGAGUACCUGGAUAAGGACCUGAAGCAGUACAUGGAUGACUGUGGGAACAUCAUGAGCAUGCACAAUGUCAAGAUCUUCCUCUUCCAGAUCUUGCGGGGACUGGCGUACUGCCACAAGCGGAAGGUCCUCCACAGGGACCUGAAGCCUCAGAACCUGCUCAUCAAUGAGAGGGGGGAACUCAAACUGGCCGACUUUGGUCUGGCGCGGGCUAAGUCUGUACCCACUAAGACGUACUCCAACGAGGUGGUAACUCUGUGGUACCGGCCACCUGACGUCCUACUGGGCUCUUCAGAGUACUCUACACAGAUUGACAUGUGGGGUGUAGGCUGUAUUUUCUAUGAGAUGGCUGCAGGUCGGCCCCUGUUUCCUGGCUCAACCGUUGAGGACGAACUCCACCUCAUAUUCAGACUGCUGGGCACGCCGUCAGAGGCCAACUGGCCUGGGAUCUUAAGCAUCGAUGAAUUCAAGUCCUACAACUUCCCCAAAUACAAACCUCAGCCCUUCAUCAACCAUGCACCUAGGUUGGACACAGAAGGCAUUGAAUUGUUGUUGUCUUUUCUAAAAUAUGAGUCCAAGAAGAGGAUCUCAGCAGAUGAAGCUAUGAAGCAGGCCUAUUUCAAAAGCCUGGGGGCGCGAGUGCACAGCAUGCCUGAGAGUAUUUCUAUAUUUACUCUGAAGGAUGUUCAACUGCAGAGAGACCCAGGCUAUCGGAACUCCUCACACCUAGAGUCAGGCAACAGCAAGAACAGAAGACAGAGUAUGCUCUUCUAGGCCGAGGGCGGAGCUCAUUCCUGUUGCUAUAGUAACUGACUCUCGCUUGAGAUGAGGCUGAACGGGAAAUACCCUUCCCUUCCUCCCCCCUCUCGCAUGAGCCCCUCAUCCCUGGACCAACCCCCUUCAGCCCCCCCCACCCCACCCACCCCCCCAGCCCCAGAGAGCCAAUGUGUCUGAGUCGAUUGCGGAGGGAGAGAUGAACCGCGUUUAUUUAUUUGAAGAUAUGGAGGGGGCUAGGGGAUGUAUUUUGCUGCUAAACUACUACUGUCUGUAUUUAACACGCCGUUUGUGUAUAUGAUGAUGUGAACUCGGACGUCCUGCACAGUCGACCAGUCGCUAAAGUUCCAAUGGUUAUCGUAAUGAAAUAUGAAUUCCACUGUUGAUGUUGGUUAUCAUAGCUGUUACCUUUGCUGUUGUUGUGCUUGUUGUCGUGUUCGGAGACCGAAUGCCUUUCCAAGUUCUUUUCCCUCGCAUACUUUCUCGAGCUUCCUCCUAUCUUGGUGUAUGGCUGAAGUGACAGCGGACUUGUCCGGACAGGGACAGAGCUGCCGGACAGGGUCCUCAGCUGGAAUUCUUUCCUCUGGACCGGAGCAAUUUCCAGCCACCCUCUCAUCCUUCUAGAACAUUCCAAAACAUUUCAGGGGCCAGUUAGAGGUCAGUGAGGCUUUAGAAAUGGGGGUCAUAAGGCACACAGGGUCCACCUGUUGUAGAGCACAACGGCCCACUGAGCCUCUUAGCAAAAGCUGUGCCUGGUUCUGUCCACACACCUAAUGGACCACAGCACCAGAGGGAGUCUGCAUUUCGGAGGAAUUCUUUUACCUCCCCAGAACAUUUCCGGUCCCCUUCCGUUGUCAUGACAACAGGAAAGUGAGGAUUAGGAGGAAAGAACAACUGGAGUGCCACAGGAAGUCACGUGACCGCCCACAGGAACCCCUCCCUCGCACUCUCGCUUUUUCUUUCUCUCCAUCCCUCUCUCCUUUCUCUCUCCCACCCCAGCAUGUUCUGGACUUUAGCUUUUGUAAGCAAGUUCUUUAUCUUCUUGCCUUUUGGAGGUCUACAAUACCAGUUGUUUUUGUGCAUCAUUAAUAGCUAAGCCCUUUGUAGUACUCCGAACACCUCUCUACUCUAUAGCUGGCCAUGGGAGUGGAGUGUAACAAAGAUUUCAGGGCGCUCCUAUGAUGACGGGUGUUUAAAAUGGCUGACUUGAUUUGACAGUAUUAUUAAGAGUGUUUUUUUUUCUCUUUGACUUUUGGUCUCUGACCUCUCCUUGUGAAACCAGUGUCGCUCUGGCAUGUCAGGGGCAACAGCUUUGCCUCACAGGAGAACAAACCGAUUUGUUGUUCCACAGUCUGCAUUGGACCACUCAACUCUCUUCUUUCCAGCAUUUGUACACAUGAUGAUGUUGGUGAAAAAAUUGAAUUUCAAAUUGAAAUUGAAAAUAGAUUUAACAAGCCACUGUGUUGUUCUCAACCGACAGUGAUGUAUAUUAAUAUUGUAAUACUGUACUUUUUCAAGUUUGAGAAUGACCUGAGGGUGUGUGGGAGGCGUGUGUGGCGUGUGCAUGCAUGCGCGUGUGCGAAUGUGUGUUUGUGCGUGUGUGUGCGCCUGACGCAUGGAACUCCUGCUGUGGUGUAAACUCAACCUCUCUUGAACCCUGACCUGUACGGUCAGUUGGAGGUGGACAGUUGGUGACUGUAACUAUUUUUACUGGAACUAUUUAUUUGUCAUAACCAUCAAAGUAAAUUUAGUCUGUUUGAUAAAA
This is a messenger RNA of Esox lucius (northern pike), 3717 nucleotides long. RefSeq names its product cyclin-dependent kinase 17 (gene cdk17). Gene Ontology annotation, biological process: protein phosphorylation. Gene Ontology annotation, cellular component: nucleus; cytoplasm. The transcript is spliced from 16 exons. Bases 372 to 1952 code for a protein of 526 amino acids. Lineage: Eukaryota; Metazoa; Chordata; Actinopteri; Esociformes; Esocidae. Gene Ontology annotation, molecular function: ATP binding; protein kinase activity. The record is from RefSeq and is a predicted model, not a curated record.